CCCCGCCAAGUGAGUCAAAAAAAAAAAGUCGUGCAAUCGAAGAGCAUUUAAGGGCUCUACUCCGCAACAUCGAGGCUUGCACCCUCAAUAGACUGAUUCAGGGACCGAACCCCCUAGUAAUUAGGGACAGCCAAUCGGCAGAAUAUGGCGCCCAACGCAGAAAAUCCUUCUGCUAAAACCCUUCCCACGCGGGGAAAGGAUGAGCAGACCAACGCCGACGCUUCGCAGGCGCUUGACAAGGCUUUCAUUGAUUACAGAAUCGCGAUAUUCGACCGGAUCAAGGCAGAGUAUGAUGAGAAGGUUUCCAAGCUGCCCCAUGAACCAAUCACGAUUACGGUGAAACACGGCGAUGAGAAGGAGCAGACCAUCUUGAACGGAACUUCAUGGGAAACUACCCCGGCAUCCCUUCUUAAACAACUCCCGAAAGACAUUUCCGACGGAUCUUUCAUUGCCAAAGUCAAUGAUGAGCAGUUGUGGGAUUUUGGCCGGCCUCUUGAGGCGACAUGCACAGUUCGAUACCUCAAAUUUGAUGAUGAUGAGGGUAAGAAGGUUUUCUGGCACUCAAGUGCUCACGUUCUGGGUGAGGCGGCCGAACUCAAGUUUGCCUGCCAUUUGUGCAAUGGGCCGCCAACUGAAGACGGAUUUUACUAUGAUCUUGCAAAUCCCUCUGGACAACCGGUUGUCAAAUCUGAUCACGAUUCUCUGCAAAAGCUCGCUGCCGGCGUCAUUAAAGAGAAACAGCGCUUUGAGCGCCUGAUGAUGACCAAGGAGCAGCUUUUGGAGAUGUUCAACUAUAACAAGUACAAGGUCCACUUCAUAUCCGAAAAAAUUCCAGAUGGCACAAGCAGCACAGUUUACCGCUGCGGUACGCUCAUUGACCUUUGUCUUGGUCCUCACGUUCCUCACACUGGUGCUAUUAAAACCUUCGAGGUGACUAAGAAUUCCUCUUCGUAUUUCCUCGGCGACGCCGCAAAUGACUCCCUGCAGCGUAUCUAUGGUAUUUCCUUUCCGGACAAGAAAGGCAUGACCGAAUGGAAGAAAUUCGUCGAGGAGGCCGCCAAGCGCGACCACCGGAAAAUUGGCGUUGACCAGGAGCUUGUAUUCUUCGACGAUGUAUCGCCUGGAUCUGCAUUCUUCCAGCCAAAUGGAACCAUUAUCUACAACGCGCUGCAGAAGCUAUUACGCCAAGAAUACUGGAAGCGCGGCUACCAGGAGGUCAUUACUCCAAACAUGUACAACACCAAACUUUGGAAGACUUCGGGACAUCUGCAGCAUUACCAGGAGAAUAUGUUCGUCUUCGAUGUUGAGAAAGAGGAGUUUGCGCUUAAACCAAUGAACUGCCCUGGACAUUGUGAGCUAUUCCGUCACCGGGAGCGAAGCUACCGUGAGCUCCCCUGGCGGGUUGCAGACUUUGGAGUCUUGCACCGAAACGAGGCCUCGGGCGCCUUGACUGGUUUGACCCGAGUUCGACGAUUCCAACAGGAUGACACCCACAUCUUUUGUACCACCGAUCAGGUUACUUCUGAGAUUGAAGGGCUGUUUGAUUUCCUCAAACACAUCUACGGCUUGUUUGGUUUCACGUUCAAAUUGAAGCUGUCUACGCGUCCUGAGAAAUUCCUUGGAGACAUUGAAACAUGGCGGGUGGCCGAAGAGAAGCUUACACUCGCUCUCAACUCCUUUUCUGCUACCAACGGCACCAAAUGGGAACUAAACCCUGGCGAUGGCGCGUUUUAUGGCCCCAAGAUUGACAUCACCAUCUCUGAUGCCUUGAGACGUGAUUUCCAGUGUGCCACAAUUCAGCUCGACUUCCAGUUGCCUCAAAACUUUGGUCUUGAGUACAUGACUGCCGAAGGAGCUCAGCAGAUCAAGGACGCGAAGGCCGCUGGCAAGACUGACGGCCUCGCUAACGCUGAGGCUGACAGCAAGCCUGCUUCCAAGGCCCCAAGCCCUGGUUAUGCCCGACCGGUCAUGAUUCACCGCGCCAUUUUUGGAAGCUUUGAGCGCUUCUUUGCCAUCUUGACUGAGCACUUUGGCGGCAAGUGGCCUUUCUGGCUCAGCCCGCGCCAGAUUCUCAUCAUUCCUGUCAUGCCCGCUGUCAACGAUUAUGUUGAGGAGCUGCAGAGAAUCUUCCGUUCCAAGAAGAUGCACGUCGAUAUUGACGUCAGUGGAAACACGAUGAAGAAGAAGAUUUUGACCGGUCAGCUCAAGCAGUACAACUUCAUUUUCGUUGUCGGUGAGCAAGAGAAGAACCAGCGUGCGGUCAACAUUCGUAACCGUGACGACCCAUCUUCCCAAGUAAAGGGCGAGAUGAUUUCCAUUGAGGACGCCCUGACGAAACUGACGGCCCUCCGAAAGGAGAGACGCCUGGUGAAUGCUCUUUAGAAUGGCGCAGAGUUGGUGUUUAAAAAAAGAAAAGAAUCUUGUUACGAUGUCGUCAAAAUAGCAAGUUUUUCAAAAGAUGGUUUUCUUUCUCUUUGAUGAGAGGUUGGGGAGUAACGUAAACAAGAUAUAUGAGAAAUAUAGGGGAUUAAGCUACUGAGAUUUAUGAAAUACGAAAAU
Xylona heveae TC161 is the source of this 2559-nucleotide messenger RNA. RefSeq names its product threonyl-tRNA synthetase. Gene Ontology annotation, molecular function: ATP binding; threonine-tRNA ligase activity. The record is from RefSeq and is a predicted model, not a curated record. The transcript has 5 exons. Gene Ontology annotation, cellular component: cytoplasm. NCBI's taxonomy places the organism in Eukaryota, Fungi, Ascomycota, Xylonomycetes, Xylonales, Xylonaceae. Gene Ontology annotation, biological process: threonyl-tRNA aminoacylation. The coding region runs from base 145 to 2382 and encodes 745 amino acids.